ACACCACGCCCCCGGUUGUCGCGCUAGGCACGUCCUAAGCGUCCUUCGGGCAGUGCCGUCGGGUCACGAAUCCGGCGGCGCGGACAACCGGGGGAGGGGAGGUCGGGACCAGGUCACGAACCGUGGGACCGACCGAACCAUCUUUCGCAUCGAGUUCUCGGCUCACAGCUGGUCUCACCCCAGGGUUGAAAUAAUCAGGCCAUGACCUCGGAGCGUAAGAAAGCCGUCCAGGAUAUGCAGCGGAAGCUGGAGGUGCAAGAGCAAGAAAUCGGCUACCUGCGUUCCCGAGUGGAUCGGAUCGAAAAAAGUACACAACUAGUGGUUGAGCGGUCUGAGGAGGUGGAAGAGUUAUACAAACACGCGGAGGCCUCUCGCGAGUUCAAGACCUUGGCGCAGGACGGAGCGAACGGAGUUCUUCGCGAGCUGUCGCGGUUGACGGGACUUCCCUGGCCGCUGCCGGCGAGCACGCCAUCCCAGUGGCAGGAUAUGAGUGAUGAGACUCGCAAGCAAGAUCUCCGCGCCGUGCAGGAGUGGUGGACUUGGUCUACAGCUCUCCUCUCAGGAACCAGGUUUGUGAUGCCUAACAAGGCACGAAGCACACGUGUGGAAGCAACAGGACAGUAUGAGCGGGCGGCGGGGCACUUCGUGUUCCGGAUCGAAUUCGGCGAGGGAAGCUUCCGGGUGCAGAGCGGGUUGCAAACACUGGGCAAAACCUUCGCUGAGGCAAGCCGGGCGGCCAGGGCAGCGAAUCCGGAAGCCAAUCCACCGAUCAACCCGAUCAACGUAUUUGUCAACCGGACGCCAGAGGAGCUCAGGAAGAAGCGAGCCCGUGACGGGAAGAAUGGUGACGGGAAAGGUAAGGGUUCCAAGGGAAAGGGCUCAGCGAAAGGCAAAGGCGGCCGCGGCCGCCAGCGCCAAUAGAUUUGGUGUCGAACGUGUUUCACCCUGAUGGCAGUGUCGCUGUUGCGGUUCUAAUAAACGAGUGUUUGUUAGUGCUGGGUAUUUCCACCUCUUUUCUGCUUUACGGACUGCGGUGCUGUCGUCCCUUUUGCUCUAAUUCAAAGUAGACCUCCUUCCAAGUUCAUGUCGAGCUGAUGGAAGGCGGGCUGCAGUUUUCCUUGUGUCUCAGGACCAGUCGGCUGGAACUCCUGCUGCGGCGGGCGACUUCGGAUUCAAGGUGCUCACCGCAUCCGACCCCGAGGCCAAGAAAACCAAGCUCGCGGCGGAGUUGGCAAACGGCAGGCUUGCGAUGAUGGCCAUCAUCGGCAUGUUCUUCCAGGAUGGCCUCACGGGCAGCGCCUGGGGAGACUGGGCCAACUACACCGCCUCGCCUCUGCGCUAGAGGUCCAAGGUCCUCGCUGGCACGACGGAUGCGAGCGGCC
Effrenium voratum is the source of this 1382-nucleotide messenger RNA. Lineage: Eukaryota; Dinophyceae; Suessiales; Symbiodiniaceae. The record is from the annotation of a GenBank genome assembly.